AUGGCUGAACCAACCUACGAUGAUGUCCUCACACAGCGACAGCCAUCCGUUGCUGAAGUCAGAGGCACCAAAGGUCGUGCGACUGUGGUCAACAAAGGUCUGACUGGUGCGUCAGCCUUGACAGUACGACAGUCGAUCUUUCCUGUUGCUCUCGUCACUGUCCUCUUCUUCUUGUGGGGUUUCGCCUACGGCCUCCUCGAUGUCUUGAACUCCAAAUUCCAGACCGCCCUCAACAUCACUGCUGCCAAAGCUGGUGGUCUACAAGGCGCAUACUUCGGCGCAUACUUCAUCGGUCCUCUCACAUACUCCGGUUGGUUCGUACGACGCUUCGGCUACCGAUGGACAUUCAUCUUGGGUCUUCUCAUCUACGCUGUCGGCGCUUUGAUGUUCUGGCCCUCAGCUGUCUACGAGUCGUUCGGUGGCUUCUGCGGUUCCCUCUUCAUUGUCGGCAGUGGUCUCUCCACUCUCGAGACUUCCGCCAACCCAUUCAUCGCCACAUGCGGACCACCAAGACUGUCCGAGUUCCGUCUUGAGCUUUCACAGUCUUUCCAAGCUGUUGGCUCCGUCAUUGCUCCUCUCUUGGCCUCCCGAGUCUUCUUCAAGGAGACCAACUUGAACGACUUGAGCCACGUGCAAUGGACCUACGUCGGUAUCGCUGCUUUUGUCACUGCCUUGGCAGUCGUUUUCUUCUUCUCACCAAUUCCAGAAGUCACUGAUGCUGAUAUGGCUCUUCAAGCUGAGCAGUGUGCUGACCUUACUGGUUUCGUGGAGAAGCCUCUCAGCAAGCAGUACAAGCUGUUCUUUGGUGUCGCUGCACAAUUCUGCUACGUCGGUGCGCAAGUCGGUGUUGCUUCUCAGUUCAUCAACUACUCAAUCGAGACAGCCAACCUCUCACACGCCGUCGCCUCCGAUCGAUAUGCCAUUGGACAGGCUCUCUUCGCCAUUGGUCGAUUCGCAGCUGCUGGGUUGUUCAUGUUUGUCAAGCCACGAUACGUUCUUAUGGCUUUUAUGACUGGUAUCAUGAUCUUCCAGGGAGCAGCGAUGGGUGUUUGGGGUGAGGGCGGCUUUGCAAUGCUCGCAAUUGUCCUCUUCUUCGAAUCUUGCAUCUUCCCAACCAUCUUCACUCUCUCCAUUCGAGGUCUUGGACGACACACCAAGCGAGGUUCAUCAUGGAUCGUUGCCUCUGUCUGUGGUGGUGCUCUCUUCCCAUCUUUGACCGGUCUGCUUGCCGACAAACGCGACUACCACAUUGCUAUGGCUGUACCUCUAGUCGGUUUCUUCGUCUCUUUCUGCUUCCCAAUCUACCUCAACACCAUCUGCGCCAAGGAACUUGAUGGUUUCCGUGACACCAAGAUUGGCUACAAGGAUGAGCGAAGAGGCACCAUCAUCGGCGAUGCUGAUGAUGAGGAGACAAUGGAGGCUGUUAAGCGCAACAGUGUCUCAUAUCACUCUGAGAAGGUGUAA
Lithohypha guttulata is the source of this 1464-nucleotide messenger RNA. RefSeq lists its product as uncharacterized. NCBI's taxonomy places the organism in Eukaryota, Fungi, Ascomycota, Eurotiomycetes, Chaetothyriales, Trichomeriaceae. The record is from RefSeq and is a predicted model, not a curated record. Gene Ontology annotation, molecular function: transmembrane transporter activity. The coding region runs from base 1 to 1464 and encodes 487 amino acids. The transcript has a single exon. Gene Ontology annotation, biological process: transmembrane transport.